This is a messenger RNA of Falco peregrinus (peregrine falcon), 6248 nucleotides long. RefSeq names its product pleckstrin 2 (gene PLEK2). Lineage: Eukaryota; Metazoa; Chordata; Aves; Falconiformes; Falconidae. The coding region runs from base 4334 to 5497 and encodes 387 amino acids. Gene Ontology annotation, biological process: actin cytoskeleton organization; intracellular signal transduction. The transcript is spliced from 11 exons. The record is from RefSeq and is a predicted model, not a curated record. Gene Ontology annotation, cellular component: plasma membrane.
GAGCUAUUCACCCUAGAAACAACCUGUUUAUAUUUUCUAAUGAAGAGAAACAAGAUGUACUUUCCAUGUUGGAGUAUAAAAAACAAACAAACCCCUCUUUUCCUUGUCUGUGGGAACUGGGGAAGAGGAGUUGUUCUUUAAGUAACCUUUCCGAUUUGCUGAGUUUGUAAUUUAUUUUUUGUCAUGUCCCAUAUUGUGCAUCUCCUUUUUUCCUCAUAUUUUGUGCUGCUAGAGGAAAAAUGCAUGAAAAAAGAGGCUUUGAGCCUUAAUUGGGAAUUCUUAAUGCUGUCGUACAAACAAUAUCACUGCUACAUGGUGUUGUCAGAAAAGGCGUUCACAAAGGGCAUACAUACUGCAGUCCAUGCUUGAUGUUCACAUCGGUGAUGAUGUGAAGUUCACAUGUACCCAACUCUUAAUAGUAGUGCAGAGCCAAAAAAGUUAAAUAACUUCUAGUCUUUGCAGAAUGUUGGAAAGUAACCUGAAUGUGUCAUCACAAAAUGAACAAUUUCUUUUUUAUUGUUGUCUUUUCAGAAGUUGCGUAGGACAGCCUUGUCAUGGCUUGAGGCUGUGAUUAUGUCAGUUUCCUGUUUGAACAGCUCUUCCAACUUUGCCUGUUCACCGAAACAGUGAUUUGGCUGCCAUUAAACACAGUAUGUGGGUACUUGGACUAAAGAACAAAGUGUUUAAAAACUUAGUCACCAUGUGAUCUGUAUGCCAAAAUGGUGCUGUAAAGGAAGAUACUGAAAAAGGAGCCACGUGCUCUUUCCUUGGAGUGCUAUCAAGGGGUUACAAUUACUGUCAUCUCUAAGAGCUGUUCUGGUGUCUUAACAGCAGCUGGAGGGAGAAGCUGUAAGCUGGCUGCUUUCGAGGCCAUUGGCGAGGUGCAAUGCGUGCAUAGGGCCAUGGAGCCCAGGCUGGGCCUCGCCUGUGCUGCAUCGGUUGCUGCAGGCAGUAACUUGAGGACCUUCAGAAGUUGCUGUGAUGAUACCUUAUAUCUCAGCCGGUCUGGUUUGUGUGUGUGGAACUGCGUUUGCUUACCAAGUGCUUAAAAUAAGGGUUGUGGGCUUUGUGUGAAUGUCUUUGAGUCUCUAAAGCGAGGUAGCCUGUCCCUGCUGUUUGUUAGCAGCUGCGCCAUUUACUUGGUUGCAAGGCCGGAAUCUCCACUUGUGCUCAUGUCAGCUGAAGGGAACGGUGCAGGCACACCUGUGGGCAGCGCUUGGCCUGACGUGUUAUUUGGAAGGAACUUAGCUUGACUUCUGUAUCCCAAAUUAAUUUUGUAAGAUUGGCAGCUUGGAAACAGUUUUACUUACAACAGUUGAUAAGGACUCAUUAAUACCAAAAAAAACCCCAAACAAGGGUACCAGCUGGGGUCAGGCACACAGCCCAGUACCCUGUUUCUGAUGAGAGGAAAUAGUGGUUGCUAAAGAACAGGUGCUGUGCUUUCUUGGGGCUGUUGUGGUUUGGUUUUCACUAAGUGACAAUUCUUUGCUCCUCUCUCUCUCUGAAUCUGACCCCCGGGUGUUUUUCAGAGGCAACAGAGCUGGUGUGUUGUUUUUCAUAGCGGAAUUUCCACUUUGUAAUUUCUGACUAGCUCUUUGUUCUAGAGUCUAGAUAAUUAAACAACUGUUUUUAAACACUGCCACUAUUCUACAGUUAAUUUUAAAAAUGCUGUUACAUCAGAAUACUUUUUAACACUUUAUCUAGAAAUGUUUUAUCAUUCUUUAUUUUGUUGUGGUUUGUUUUCAUCUUCUUUCAUCACUAAUCCACUAAAGGAACUAAAUAUUUAAUGGUGUUCCUACACCAGAGGGCAAAGUCCUAGCAUCUUAAGCUGCUUUGAAAAAGCUGGGUGUAUGUAAUCCCGUGUGUCACAAUGACACAUGACGGGCUUUGCAGAGCACGCAAUGGGGGUUGUCCUGUGGGCAGGUUCUCUGAAUUGGUUGUUGGUGGCUUCUUGAGAGACUGCGUUGGAGGUACCAGCCAUGCCUGUCAGGUCAGCCAGCUGGAACAGCACAGGUGGCACUGGGAGCUGGCUGCUCCUGCCAUUCCCUGUGACCCUGAGAGGUGUCCUGUGGUCCUGAAGUCUGCAGUGGGCUCUUCCUGGCUGUCCCCCUGCAAAGUGUGGCACAUCAAAUAUUUCUUCCACUCUGAAUGGAAGAAAACGUCAAGCACUCAGCUGGGCUUUUUUGUUAAUAUACCGCAGUGGCAUGUAGAAAACGUCUCUAAAAUGGAUCUGAGGAAAGAGAUAGUCCUUCCUUCAGUGAGUUUCAAGUCCCGCAGGGACUGGGUGCAGAGCUCUGUAGAUUUAUGCAGAUCAAAGCAUGUCCUUUUCUGCUGGGAGACUUCAAUGCCAGAACUUGCCUACCCAGCAGAUGCGUGAAUAUGGCAGCCCAGACCUCCUGACUCAUUUUACGCUACAUGACCCUGAAAGAUCUGUCUUUACUCAGCCUCAGGGAGCAGCAAUAUAGGUGCAGUUUGUUAGCCUUGAUUAACUACAGAAUGAGGCGGGGGGGAAGGGGUGUGUAUGGUAAAUAUCCAAAGUACUGUAGAAAUAUUUUGAAGCACUGAAGAAAGUGAAGGCUCUAGAUUAUAAACAGUAGUGGAUACAAAAUAUUUUUAAUGACCAGCUACAGCAACGUUUGCUGCACCAUUCUAGUAGUUUGACAAUCAAGUUCUUCGUUGCUAAUGGUAAUUUUGCCAAGAUCUGUCUGCAGGGUUGUGGGUGGUCCGAGUGCUGGAGAAAAGAGCUCGCUCAGAUCUUCAGCAAGGACUGGUUAUGGGGCAAUUCAGAGAUCACUGUCUGAGCGAGAGCCCCCUGCAAGCUUCUACCUGUCCUUGCUAGCACGAAAUUAUCUCACCCACCUUGUUAUAAAUUGCCUGCAGUAACAAGCUGAACAAUGUGAAGUCAAACCUCAAAUACCAAAUGGUGGAACACUGUAUUCCUGGAGCAGGUUAUAUAAAGAGUGUUCUGUUAAACUCACUGUACUUCCUUUAUGUGGACUGAGGAAAGAUAUAAUGGGGAUGUGACUUACGCAGCCAGUUGCCUCAUGGACGCCUGCCUUUUCCAAAGUGGCAAAGGGAGUACAAUAAGAGCUACAUAAGUAACUUCUGUGUGGGCCGGCUGCUUUUGAAACCUCAGCCAGCACACUUUCUCUUUAUACAGCCAUGAUUUUUCUAACUUCAAGUAGUGUUCAGUCACCCAUUUUAUUUCUUAUUAUCUCUGCAGAACUGUCUUCUAGAUUGUCUCCAGUACAUAGUCAGGUAUGAAUUCUUUGGUGUCAUGCUCUUCCUUGUUAAUAAGUAUAAAAAAUAGUAUAAAGAUAAAUAAUUUGUUUGUUCCUUAUCCUUGCACGUGAAAGUCUGUCCGGUGAUCCGAUCCAGCAUGCAAAGACUGAAAGAUAAUUGAGUGACUUUGUCUUAUUGAACUCUGGACUCUCUUUUUACAUAGCAACGAGUGCUUUUGUUUAUUUGUUGUACUCUAUGUCAUGUUUCUUAUCACAGCCCCUAGCUCUGCCCACAUGUAUUGCCUUAAUUUUGGUACAAGUCAGGGAAUGCUAACAGUACAGCAAACACUAUUACUUCUGAACAGCAGUGCUGUCUGAAAUACUAAUACUGGUUUAUUUCAUUGGUGAAAAAUGGAUCAAACAGAUUUAUCACGGCCAAAGUCUUAAACAAUGCAACAAAUGUCUAAGCUCCUAUUCAGACACAAAAAAGGCACUCUUGUUUCAGAGGUGCUCAGGACUUAAAAGAGGUCAGUGCACAGUGCUUGUUGAUCAGACUGCUUUACUAAAAGCCUGAAUAGUUGCUUAUGUAGGGAUUUGGGAUACUAAGUUGAGAAUCUUGGUUUAUAUGCCCAGAGGUCACUGAAAGGGUGGGCUUUUAGGUGCUUUGGGGCUUCUUCAGUAAAAUUUCUAGCAAAAUAAAUUAUUUUGAGGUUUGUAAAAGUCUCCUUGUAAUAAUGUUAUUCUGUAUGUUACUACAGAUCAGAACACCUUAAGAGGUGUUUAUUAGAUGAGAAAUUUUAAGUGGCGGAGCUGGCUAGUCUGAAGUUUUGAAGGAUGCAGUUUUAAAAUUCUGCUUCUCCCUCCCAUGCAAUACCUGAUUUGCCAUGUGGCUGCUUACAUUGCCCAGCUUGGUUUUUUGCUAUACUAAAUUCUGUGAAAUUCUUUGAGAUCGUUUUUAUACUUCCCUUUGUUUUACUUUCCAGAAGGCAGGUAAUGUAUCAGAGCCAGCUCACUGUUUAACUACUGUCUCAUAGGUAGGAAGAGAGGAAGAAAAAAAAACCAACAGGAAAGGGAGAGUGCGUCACAUUGGAGGAGGAGGGUAGCAAAGAAAAAUGAGCUUUCUUAAACAAAUUGCGUGCAGAAGGACAGGCUGCCAGGGCUGGGGUGCUUCUCAGCGGGGGGCUCGGCUCUCUUCCCUGUGGGCCACGAUGCAGGAAGCAGCUGGCAUCCUGAAAGAGGGCUUCCUCGUCAAACGGGGACAUGUUGUUCGUAACUGGAAAGUGAGAUGGUUCGUUCUGCUCCAGGAUAAGCUGCUGUAUUACAAAAUUGAAGGAGGCAAGAAGGAGCCUUCUCCAAAGGGCAGGAUCCUUUUGGAUGGCUGCACUAUUACUUGUCCGUGCUUGGAAUAUGAGAACAGACCGCUACUCAUCAAACUGACGACAAAAACCAAUACAGACUAUUUCCUUGAAUGUUGCUCCAGGGAGGAGCGAGACUCUUGGGCUUUGGACAUCACUGGAGCUAUUCAUGCUGGGCACCCAGUACAGGUCCAAGAGCUUCACAGAAUGAAGAACUCUUUCAAACUCCUAGAGAAUAUCAGCCUUCACCACAUUGUGGACAGAAUGUGUGACAGCAGUACUGGAAUUAAGUUGACCCGCAACUUGGAGCAAGGCAACAGAUACAAAGAGACUUUCAGAGGUUCUGCCCUGGUGGACUGGCUCAUCUCCAAUAGCUUUGCUGUGUCACGAUACGAGGCCAUCACCUUGGCAUCUAUGCUGAUGGAGGAGAACUUCAUCAAGCCCGUGGGAACCCGCAGCACUGAGGCCACGCGCUACAGCAACGUCUCUGAGCAGUUCCUUGACGACUCCACCGCGCUGUACAUGUUUGCUGAGAGUGGUAAGAAAAACAUCAGUUCCAAGGAAGAGCUACAAUUUAACAUCUCGGAAUUAAGCGGCACGAUUGUAAAGCAAGGAUUCUUAGUGAAACAGGGGCACAAGAGGAAAAACUGGAAGGUGAGAAGAUUUGUUUUGAGAGCUGAUCCUGGUUUUUUGCACUACUAUGACCCCACUAAGGAAGAAAACAGGCCAGUAGGUGGAUUUUCUCUUCGUGGCUGUCUCGUUUCAGCUCUGGAGGACAACGGAGUCCCAGCAGGAGUGAAGGGCAACGUGCAAGGCAACCUCUUCAAAAUCAUCACAAAAAAUGACAUUCAUUAUUAUAUCCAGGCCAGCUCCAAGGCAGAGCGAGCUCAGUGGAUUGAGGCAAUCAAACCACUGACAUGAGUAAGGUGGCCUCCAUGCCAAAUGACAAGUCACAUUUGUGACCAAGUUGUCUGUUCUCAUUGUCUGGGAGUGUUGUUUUUCCCCUUAGUCUAUUUUUGUUAUUUGUAUCACCACAGCACCUAGGAAAUCCUGGCAGCAAGCAUCCUAGGUGCCUAGGAGUCCUGUAGAUCCAGAAUAAUUCCCCACCAAGAACUUGCAAUCUAACCAAGAGACAAAAGACAACAGGUGGAUACAGACAAACUAGGCUUUGCAAAAAAACCCCAAUGAGAUAUAGUAUUCCAAGAUGGAAUAAAAGAAUUCUUUUGUACAAGUAUUCAGUCGAUAUCUGACAGAUUCAGGUUGUGCUUUAUCCUAAAGCAGAAAUGUCUUGCUCCUUUCCCCUUUAAAAAGGGGCUCAUAAACUUAAGAAGUUAAGACUGACUGAGUCAAAGUUGUGAAGGGUCCUGGUGUCUGAGGCUGCCUUUCUUGGUAUACCACAAGAGGCUUAUGCUAAGCCACAAUACAGCUGCCAGGAUAAUCACUAUUAUGAAAAAAAACCCAACAGGGGUCAGGCUGGAAAAACCAAAGGAUCCUCCUACCUAGUGUAUCGAUUAUUCUUGUCCUGGUAAUGGCCCAUCACAGUACAGGAUUCUGAGUAUCAAAUCAGACCAGCAGCAGUUAUUCCAGACAAUUGCUGGUGGUGAAUAUAUUGGAAGAAAUUACUCAGCCUUAAAAGCAAGACUUUUCCCCUGAUUAUCACUGUAAAUCUAUG